UAACAACCGAGCGGGAAGCCCGCUUUGAGUUUUGACUGUAACCGAGAGAAUUUCGAAAACCCGGCAAAAAAUUCUCGAACCAACCAUUUCCCCCAACUUCCCUUAUUCCACCUGCUUCCAGCCUUUUCUCUCUCUGCAACUCUGGCCGUCCGCCAUGAGGUGGGAUAUGGAGGUCGAAGAAAUCGAAGUCGUCCUCGAGAAGAUUUGGGAUCUCCACGACAAGCUCAGCGACGCCAUCCACACCAUCUCCCGAGCUCACUUCCUCAACUCAAUUAAGAACCUCCGGCGGCCCGACGCCAAGAAGAAGCUCUUCGGCGACGCCGCCGAGGACAACAGGGGAGCCGGCGGCGGCGGAGGCGGGGGAGGAGGAGGGGGAGGGUACGUCUUCGUCAAGGAGCUCCGUGUCGACGAUAACGAGUCGUCGAUUCGAGAGGCUAAGAGCCUCAACGCCAUCAGGACCGCGCUCGAGAACCUCGGGGAGCAGCUGGAGUUCUUCCAUACUGUGCAGAUGCAGCAGCGGGCAGAGAGAGAUGCAGCGAUAGCACGACUAGAGCAAACCAGGAUAGUUCUGUCACUGAGAUUGGCCGAACACCAUGGCAAGAAGUACAAUGUCAUCGAAGAAGCUCUGGCCUUCAUUGGCGAUGUACACGAUGCAAGCCGUUUCGUCUCUCCCGACAACCUGUACUCAACUCCUGAAAGUCCAGGCGGCGAGAAGAACCUCCUCACUAAGCACCGAGGAAAUAUCGUGGUAAACGUCCUUCUAUCCAGUUUAGAUUUCACCAAGAGAUUGCUUAGACUGGAUAAUGCGGGUGGUGUGCUAGGAAAUGCUGCAUUGUUUGCUGUGAGCAUGCUUGCAUUGCUUCACAUGCAGCAACAACAAGCAGUGUCGAAAGACGAUGCUUAUAGUAAACAAGGACAUCCCUUGUAUAGGAAGAAAGCAUCUGAGAAAGAAGGGUCAUCCUCCGAAUUGAAUGUGAUGUUGGCAAGGGGUUGAAGGCUGCUGCAAAUGGGAAGUUUUUUCUCUGGCUGAUCUGAAUAACGGCUGAAGUUUUCGGGGUGCAGAAUCAGAGAUGUUUUGAUUUAUUCCUGGAGUAGAAGCUAGAGUGAAGAUUACACAAAUGUUUUCUGAGGUGCCCUAUUUUUUAGGAAUGUUAAAUGAGUGUUUUAGGGUUCUUGUUGCCAAGUUUUAACCCUCCCUGAGGAAUCUUCUGUGUGUGUAUAUAUAACAGUACCCCACUUGCUAACUAGCUUUUCUUUUGCUUUGUCUUUACGUGUGUGCCAAGUUUUGUGCGAUUCCAGCCUCUUCUAUUUGGUGUGCAAAAAUGUGUGGAAGGUGGCCAAUUGGGGUCCGCUUUGAUUAUUUGAUUUAUUGAGGUGCCAUUGAUGUAACACGAUUUGGUUUGGCGGUUUGGUUGAAGUGAAACCUUCGAGUCUUUUUCAGUGAAUGGGAUUGUUAAUUGGGUUUUGCUGUUUGUUUUGUUAAGUUUUGAAGGGCC
Molecule: messenger RNA, 1496 nt
Organism: Linum tenue
Lineage: Eukaryota; Viridiplantae; Streptophyta; Magnoliopsida; Malpighiales; Linaceae
Source: the annotation of a GenBank genome assembly